Molecule: messenger RNA, 6148 nt
Organism: Corythoichthys intestinalis (scribbled pipefish)
Lineage: Eukaryota; Metazoa; Chordata; Actinopteri; Syngnathiformes; Syngnathidae
Product: solute carrier family 26 member 6-like
Exons: 19
Coding region: 238-2544 (768 amino acids)
Biological process (GO): transmembrane transport
Cellular component (GO): plasma membrane
Molecular function (GO): bicarbonate transmembrane transporter activity; chloride transmembrane transporter activity; oxalate transmembrane transporter activity
Source: RefSeq, a predicted model, not a curated record
UGUGUGCGUGCGUAAAAGAGACAUUUAGGGAGUGGUAGUUUCAUUUAAGGGCAGGAAAGUAACAGUCACUCCCCACAACUGCCCCUUAAGGAAGAGGUAGUGUUAAUCCGUAGAGCACAUAAAGGCUGCUUCCCUAACUUGUCACUAAUUAAUGUGCAAGAGUGUGAGUUUCAAGAUUAACCUCGGGCAAAGAGCGGGAACCAGUCUUAGAUCCAAGAGAGAGAAACACGCACUAACAUGGAGGAAAAGGGAUGUUCGUCUGUGGAGUACUCUGUGCAGCGGCAGGUUCUAGAUGAGUUAUGUCUGGACCAAGUGGCAAAAAAGGGCAAAUGGUCAGCAAAGCCAACCUUCAGAGAACAGCUGAAAAGCUUCUUCAGAUGCUCAGUGCCCCAUGCGAAGGAAAUAUUGUUACGUUGGAUACCUGUUCUUGGCUGGCUGCCUAAAUACUCCAUUAAAAAAUACGCACUUGGGGAUUUGAUCUCUGGCUGCAGUGUGAGCAUCAUGCAUCUACCACAGGGCAUGGCAUAUGCUCUUCUAGCUUCUUUGCGCCCUGUGUUUGGCCUGUACACAUCGCUCUUUCCAGUGCUGGUUUAUUUAAUCUUUGGCACGUCCAAACACAUAUCCAUUGGUACGUUUGCAGUGAUCAGUAUCAUGAUUGGAAGUGUGACGGAGCGGCUGGCUCCUGACAGUAACUUUCUAGUUAAUGGUACUAAUGGCACAGUAAGUGUAAAUUUGGAUGAACGGGAUGCUUACAGAGUACAGAUAGCCUGUUCACUGACAGUCCUGGCAGGGUUGUUUCAGAUACUGUUAGGUAUGGUGAGGUUUGGUUUUGUGGUCACCUACUUAUCUGAGCCACUGGUCCGAGGCUACACCACAGCAUCAGCGUGCCAUGUGUUGGGUUCCCAGCUCAAAUAUUUGUUUGGUGUAAAUCCAGCUCGCUUCUCUGGUCCUCUUUCACUCAUUUAUACACUGGUGGAAAUCUGUCGCUUGAUACCGCAGACGGUAAUACCUGAACUGGUGGUGAGUCUGGUGUCACUCACUGUCCUCAUUGUGGUCAAAGAGUUUAAUGGACGCUUUAGGCAUAGGCUGCUGCUGCCUAUUCCCAUAGAGCUCAUAGUGAUCAUAGCAGCAACAAUCAUAUCUCAUUUUGGUCAACUUCCCGAUAAAUACAACAUUAAUGUUGUUGGUGAGAUACCGAGUGGGCUUCAGGCUCCCAGAGCCCCCGACGCGACGCUGUUCUCUGCUGUGAUAGGCGAUGCUUUUGCUGUGGCCAUUGUGGGCUACGCCAUCGCAAUUUCCCUUGGUAAAACGUUUGCUCUUAAACAUGGCUACCAGGUGGAUAGCAACCAGGAGCUGGUUGCCCUCGGACUUAGCAAUACCAUUGGCAGCUGUUUUCAGUGUUAUACCGUGACUUGCUCAAUGUCUCGAAGCCUCGUCCAAGAAAGCACGGGAGGAAAGACACAAAUUGCAGGACUGAUUUCUUCCGUCAUCGUUCUGAUUACGGUGUUGAAAAUAGGGUCUCUCUUUGAAGAUCUCCCAAAGGCUGUCUUAUCAACAAUAGUGUUUGUGAACUUAAAAGGAAUGUUUAAGCAGUUUAUGGACGUGCCUAUGCUGUGGAAGACCAACAAGGUUGAUUUGCUUGUGUGGCUGGUAACAUUCGCAAGCACCAUUCUGCUUAAUUUGGACCUGGGUUUGGCAGUCUCCAUUGCCUUUUCUCUGCUGACAGUUAUCUUCAGGACCCAGCUGCCACGUUAUUCAAUCUUGGGCCAAGUGCCAGGCACCAACUUGUAUCUUGAUGUAGACUCAUACAAAGAGGCUAAAGAAAUUCCUGGAAUUAAAAUCUUCCGUACUUCUGCAACUAUCUAUUACACCAAUGCUGAAAUGUACUUGGAGGCCUUACAAGAGAAGAGCGGCAUUCAAAUUGCAAAGCUGCUGGCAGUAAAGAAAAAAGAAGCUGAAGCAGUGAAGAAACAGAAUAAGAAAGCCAAAAACGAGCAAACUAACCAAAGGGCCAGAAAUUAUCUAAAUGGCAUAUUCUCUUUUGGAAAGAAAAAAAAAUCUGCAGAAGUAAAAGGACAAAAUUCCAAGUUUGCCGGAGCCGAGAACUUGACAGAAUGUCCAGUUAAUAUACUGUUCAAAGGCCAAGUGAACAAAGCCUACGAAUCUGACUAUUCCGACAUGGCCUCCAAGCAGUCAGACAGUAUUACCCUGGCUUCACAAGACAGCGAUGACAAGAUAUGCCCCACUGAUGUUUCCUGCCCUCACAGCCUCAUCUUGGACCUCUCAACAACCAGCUUUCUGGACACGGUGGCUGUCAAGACCCUGAAAAAUAUAUUCAGGGAUUUGGGAGAAAUUGGUAUAGGGGUCUAUCUCAGUGACUGUCAAGCCUGCGUGGUGGAGGAGCUGGAAAGAGCAGGUUUCUUCUCAGAGUCGAUCCCAAAAAGCAGGCUUUUUGUCACUAUUCAUGAUGCAGUGCUUCAUAUCCUCGACAAAUUGGGGCAGACUGACAACUUCCACGAUGUUUUCUACAUCACCGAAAUGUGACCACCAGAGGACAGCCUUUUCCAGUUUGCCAUCUUCCUCUACCCCUUGUUGUGCUGAUGGCAUUCCAUUGCUCACCAUUGUCUCCUUCCCUACAUGGGGAAGAAGUCCAGCACCUUAACAUGGCGGUGCAAUUGCCAUGAAAAUGUAGGGAGCCGUUGCUCAGACAACAAGCUUUUUGUUAUAUUGUCUAAUGAGAUGGGCCAGUAUUUCACUGAAGCGCUCACACUCCAUGGUUAUGAGAGAGAGGGGGUUGAGUGCGAGAAUUUAACACUGGCAGUUGUAUUUAUAGCUUGUGUGAGAGGCUAAAGAGUGAGCAAAAGGUUGCUUAGAUAAUCUAUAGUCUGGUAAAAAUAUUUGUUAUAGUCUGGUCAUUUCACCUGUGAGUUUUUUUUUUUUUUUUUUUUUUUAAACAGCUCGUAGGUUGAAUAACCCCGAACUGCAGUGAUCGUUCAACAAGUAUCAGUAGAAGAGAUCAGGAAGAGCUCAAUUUGUACUGUAUUUAUAGCCAGUAUUGCAAAACAUCCAUGUUGGCAGACAAUGGGUGUAACACAAAUUAAAUGUCGAUAUCAUAGUUUUUUUUAUAAUUAAACCUAGAGUGAAUUACACAUUUCUAUAAUCUAUUGUAGCAUACAGUGAUGCGCUCCAGUUCUCAUUUCAUUAAAACAGGUUAGACCAAUUCAGUAAUGUUAGUACAGGGGUCGGGAACCUAUGGCUCGCACGCCAGCUCUGGCUCUUUUGACGGCUGCAUCUAUCUAUCUAUCUAUCUAUCUAUCUAUCUAUCUAUCUAUCUAUCUAUCUAUCUAUCUAUCUAUCUAUCUAUCUAUCUAUCUAUCUAUCUAUCUAUCUAUCUAUCUAUCUAUCUAUCUAUCUAUCUAUCUAUCUAUCUUAAUAGGCAACGCAGAUGAGGCAGACACUUAUUUGCACAUUGCAGGAAACGGAGACGGUCACCAGCGACUAGAAAGCCGGUUCGCAGUAAUUUUAGUCGGAAAGUGGCAAACAUACAUAUUGUUGUGUCUAUCAAUAACAUAGGCAACCCUGAUGAGGCAGACACACUGUUCAAGUGGGGUUGCCGUAUUUUGCUGCUGAAAAUAGCGGCCGAUGUGCGCAUGUGCGCGAUGUAAACUUCCCACGUUUUUAGUUUUGUUUUCCACGUUGUCAGCUAAUUUUAGAAACCCUUUUGAGAAGAUGGCAAAAAAUAAAAACACAAGGAGUAUCGUACUUUUUAGCAGGAAGGGACAGAGGAAUUUGCCUUUGUGGAAAGAGCUGGUUCUGCAGUAUGUCUAAUAUAUGAUAAAAUUGCAUCUAUCAAAAGGUCAAAUAUAAACUGGCACAUUGACACCAGGCAUACUCCAUUUGCAUCGAAAUAUCCUCGGAGAAAGCAUGUCAUGAGCUACUAUCAAGAGUGCAAGCUAGUCAGCAGCAAUUCUGUCUUUAGGACCCAACAAAGUGACUGGAAUUUGGCUAACUUUGCUAGGGCUUUAGUAAUUGUGAGAAACAGGAAUCCAUUCUCGGAUGGGGAGUAUACCAAAGCAUUCAUGCUUGAUGUUGUUGAACUUUUUGAUGACUUUUCGGAUAAAGACAAGAUCAUUAAAUGGAUAAAAGACAUGCCUCUGUCGGCAUGAACUGCUCACAAUCGUACCAUCAUGAUGUCAAAGCAAAUUGAGGCAACGCAAGUGAAGGACAUAAACGCGGCACCGUUUUUUUCUCUCGCUUUGGAUGAGUCAACAGACGUAAGCAAUUUAUCCCAGUUCGGCGUGAUUGCAAGGUUUUGACUAUGAAAGGGACAAGAGGAGAGGAUUUAUUCAAGUCCUUCACUGCGUUCGCUGAUGAAAAAAAAAUCUACCGAUGGAUAAACUUUUUCGGUGUGCACUGAUGGUGCUCUGUGCAUGGUGGGCAAAAACAAGAGGAUUCGUGGCGCUUCUCCGUGAACAUGAAGUGACGCAUCCUAAGUUUCUCAACGCCUUAACCUCACCAAGUAUCAACCAGACUGCAAAGCCAUCAGCAAAACCAUGUAGCACCAGAAGAAGCAUUAAUGGUAAGAAAUACUCAUCAGUGAUUAGCAACAGCAUAACAACGUUUAUUUAAAAGAAUUCACAGAUUUAGAUUAACUUUAAAAUGGUUGAAAUUACAUUAAAUGCACACAUUACUUGUAUUUUAAAAAUAUGUGGUGUUCAUGACUCUCUCAGCCACAUACAGUUCCCGACCCCCGUGUUAGUACAUUAAAAAUACUCCAUAUACAUCAGCUAUCUCUAUGGUGGCUCUUAAGUGCAAAACUCCGGCAAAUCAAAGAACAGCAAAUUCAAAAUCACGACAUAAAAUGGCAAAUUACAUAACAAAAAAUUCAAAUAACACAUUGACAAAUCAAAAAACACUGCAGGGAGGUAGAGAUCGUUAGCACAUACUGUACUUUUGGCUGGACUUACUGGCAAAAAAACACAAACAUAACUGAGCUUUUGAAGUAUAAUGUAUUGCCACUUGGCACAUCCCUGCUGUCAAGUCUUUUUUGUCUUUUCAACAAUGAGUGUACAAUGUCUAGUGGCUUUGUCCAAUCAGCGAUGAGUGCACUAUUUCCCGUCGAUUUGUUCAAUCAGCAAUGAGUUUUUUCACUGGUACCUACGUUUUCUGGUUCCUAAAUGUUUUUUGAUUGUGUUGUGAUUUGUUUUAUUAAUUUGCUGUUUUCUGAUUUGUUGUGGGGUUUUUUUGUUAUGUGAUUGGCCGUAAUUUUUAAUUUGCUGUUGUUUUUUGAUUUACCGAUGUGUUUUUGAAUUUGCCGGCGUGUUUUUUUGAUUUGCCGUUGCACUUCAGGGAUACUGUAGCUAUCCAUAUUUUACUCAGGGAUACUGUAACUAUCAAUAUUUUCCCACUUAUUUUAUUCAUCCACAGUGUCAAUAGAUGUAUACAAUAUUGACAAAUUUAAACCUGUAUUUUGCUGCUCACUACAAUUCAUUUUCAGUAAUGGCUGUCAAUAACUAUCUGUCAGUUGUGCCAUUCUUUCAGGCUCCUUGUAGGAAUGACAGCUAUUAACAAUUCCAAAAUCCACAAAUGAAUUGCUAACCUUAUGUCGUUAUUCUCAUUCCCCGAUUUGAUCCAAAAUAACCCCUGAAUCCAAAUGCAGUUAUCCUCAGAAAGCUUUCCAUGACAGUCUAACUAGUGCCUACUGUACAUCAUAGCCUACUGGUGUGUUGUAGACCUAGGCGAGGUCCUAAAAGUAACAUCUGCAACUGUAUUUUGCUUUGUUGUAAAGCACUUUGAGGACCCCUCAGGUUUUUAUAAAGAUUAGAUUUGAUUGGAAACAUUCUCAAGGGGUCGCUUAUGUAUGGUGUCAAGUUUCCAAACACAUAGUUAUAACUACACAAUAAGACAAAACCAAACUCGUUCAAAUAAAAGAUCUAUUAAAUAACUCCUGCACUUGGCUGAUUAAAGACACAAUAUACACAUUUGUUAGUGUAAGCUUCAAAUAUUUGUCCUUGUCAUAAAUGUUCGCUUGUACGUACCAGCUACUCAUAUGAAACAAUAAAGUAAUCAUGUUAUUUAGCAAGGGGAAAAACUGCUCUUGGUGCUGCAAUAAACUACUAUUCAUUAAAUCGACUCUCACCUAGUGAGU